Molecule: messenger RNA, 6993 nt
Organism: Oncorhynchus mykiss (rainbow trout)
Lineage: Eukaryota; Metazoa; Chordata; Actinopteri; Salmoniformes; Salmonidae
Source: RefSeq, a predicted model, not a curated record
CGGAACAAGCGCCGAGCUGAUUCUAGUGAAACCUGCCUCUUUAAGAAGACGCUCUCCUGUUGCACUGGGAGGUUGGCCGGUGUUUUUCCACACAUGGUCACCCAUUUUAAGAGACAAAGGUCAGAAAGAAAACCUUAUAAAUAACAUUUACCGCCGUAAGUCUCACUAUUCAACACGCCGUCCACCGUACUACACUGAAGGGACUGAUCAAUUCUAAAGGAAUAAAAUCAAUUCAAGCCAAUACAGCAUGGCACAGAAAGAGAAGCUCCAGUGUCUGAAGGACUUCCAUAAGGACACGCUGAAGCCUUCCCCAGGGAAGAGCCCGGGUACCCGGCCCGAGGACGAGGCAGAGGGGAAGCCCGUUCAGAGGGAGAAGUGGAACUCCAAGCUUGACUUUAUCCUGUCCGUCGCUGGGGGCUUCGUGGGUUUAGGGAACGUCUGGCGUUUCCCAUACCUCUGCUAUAAGAAUGGCGGAGGUGCAUUUCUCAUCCCGUACUUCAUCUUCCUCUUUGGCGGAGGUCUUCCUGUGUUUUUCCUGGAGGUGGCCCUCGGACAGUACACCUCCGAGGGUGGAAUCACCUGCUGGGAAAAACUUUGCCCCAUCUUUACUGGUAUCGGCUACGCUUCGAUUGUGAUCGUGUCCCUCCUGAACAUCUACUACAUAGUGAUUCUGGCCUGGGGUUUGUACUACCUGUUCCAGUGCUUCCAGCCGGAGCUGCCCUGGGCCAAGUGUAAGAACUCCUGGAACACAGACCGCUGUGUGGAGGACACCGUCCGUAAGAACAAGACCCUGAUGCUGGCCGCUAACAUCACCAACUUCACCUCGCCCGUCACCGAGUUCUGGGAACGUAACGUCCUUAGCAUCUCCAGUGGCAUCGAUGAAAUCGGGGAGGUCAAGUGGGACCUGGCUCUGUGUCUGCUGGGGGUCUGGGUCAUCUGUUUCUUCUGUAUCUGGAAAGGAGUCAAAUCCACUGGGAAGGUUGUGUACGUCACUGCUACCUUCCCCUUCGUCAUGCUGAUCAUUCUGUUGAUCCGCGGCGUCACUCUGCCAGGAGCAUCUGAAGGAAUCAAGUUCUACCUGUACCCAGACCUGCAACGUCUCAAAGACCCCGAGGUUUGGAUCGAUGCAGGCACUCAGAUCUUCUUCUCCUAUGCCAUCUGUCUGGGAGCUAUGACGUCACUGGGGAGCUACAACAAAUACAAAUACAACUGCUAUAGGGACUGUUUGCUGCUGGGAGGCCUCAACAGCGGUACCAGUUUUGUGUCUGGCUUCGCAAUAUUUUCCGUCCUGGGCUUCAUGGCACAAGAGCAAGGGGUGGACAUUGCCGAUGUGGCAGAGUCAGGUCCUGGCUUGGCCUUCAUUGCCUAUCCUAAAGCUGUGUCUAUGAUGCCGCUGCCAACCUUCUGGGCUAUUCUCUUCUUCAUCAUGCUUCUGCUACUGGGUCUCGACAGUCAGUUUGUGGAAGUGGAAGGACAGAUCACCUCCUUGGUGGAUCUGUAUCCCUCCUUCCUAAGGAAGGGUUACCGUCGGGAACUUUUUAUAGCUACAGUGUGCUCCAUAAGCUAUCUUCUGGGACUUACCAUGGUUACUAGGGGUGGCAUGUAUGUAUUUCAGCUCUUUGACUACUAUGCAGCCAGCGGUGUGUGCCUUUUGUGGGUUGCAUUCUUUGAAUGUAUUGCUGUAGCCUGGGUUUAUGGCGUUGAUAAUUUCUAUGAUGCGAUUGAAGACAUGAUUGGCUACAGACCAAAUGCCUGGAUGAAAUGGAGCUGGUCUUUUAUCACACCUCUUCUUUGUGUGGGUUGCUUUGUCUUCUCCUUGGUCAAAUACAAACCUUUGACGUACAACAAGGUCUACGAGUACCCCGACUGGUCCAUCGGCGUGGGCUGGACUCUGGCCCUGGCUUCUAUGAUCUGUAUUCCUAUGGUGGUGGUCAUCAAGAUCAUCCAGUCCGAUGGACCACUCAUAGAGAGGAUCAAGGCUGUGGCAGCUCCGCUGGGAGGUGCUAGCUCCCGUCCAGUCGACCACCGUCCCAAGGGCAUGUCCGCCGAGCUGGCCUACCCCCUGGACCCUAACGGGAACAACGGCCUGAUCAAGCCCACCCACACUAUUGUAGAAACUAUGAUGUGAGCGCUCUCUGUGAGAGGAACGAAUUUUAAAAAAAGAAAAAAAAAAAGAGAAAAAAAGAAAUGACCCGCUUUCUAUGUUAUUAUACUAUAUUAUCACUAAACUAGUUAUAGGACCAGGUUUACAUUGCUAUGUAUCUGCACUAGGAGUCUUCUUCUUGUUUUUGUUUUCUACAGAGGAAGUUACAUUAUUGGUUUCCUGUCUUAUGUUUUUAAUAUUUUUUUAUUAAACUAUUGUUAUUAAUAUUACUGUUAUUACGAUUCAUGUAGUUAGAAGGAAAUGUAGAUUUCCAUGCCACUUGGAGCAAGCAGAAUCAGUACAUGGUCCAUUUGUACUUCUUCUUCUUCUUCUUCUUCUUCUUCUUUCCCGUAGAACUAUAAGCGGUCGUCUCUAUUUUAGGAAUCUUUUCUUCUUCUUCUUCUUUUUUUUUUUACAGAGAAGAAAAUACAUAAUAGAAAAAAGGGGCGUAUAAAACCGUAAGAACUAAAUGUGUGUCAUGUUUUUGAGCAGUAACAUUGGACUAUGUCCUGUUUGUAUCUCCUGUUUGUAUCUAGAUCAACCUAGCCCCUCUCUCUUCUCAGCUUAACUAAUGUCUAUAGUACGAUAAUAUCGUGGAGGUGGUGCCCCCCGCUUUGUAUACAGUGAGAUUAGUCGAGUGUUGUUCGUCGUCGAUGUUUGUUGUAAAAUUACAACUGAACCUGAACGUGCCUCCACUACUAGGCAGCGUUCAUGGUCCAGAGCUUCUCAUCUACAGUUGCUAAAAAGUUAGGGUUUUAAAAUCCUGCCCCAGUCUGCAAUACUGGUUUUUGACACACCUAUUUGCUAGAAGGUACUUGAGCACCUUGCAGUAAUUGUUCUGUCUGUAUAAAUAACACUGCAGUACAACCUAGCUUUUUAGUGCUGGCAACUGUACCUGGCCCUGACUGUGGAGGUACAAACCUGUCCUCCUUGUACAGUGUCUAGUGUACAUACAUACAGGCAGCCCAACUCCAUGUUAAAGUAGACUAUACUAUGCUGGUGAAGGACACUACUGCUACAUGCCAUCCAUCCCAGUGCAUACAGUAGCUACAUCAUACGUCUUUCAAGUCUGUGAUUUAAUUAUCUGCACUAAGUAACGAAGUGAGUUUUUUUCCUUUAUUCUUAGUGUUUUAGUCUGUUGUUGUAUCGCUGGCUAUAGAUAGAGGACAUGACAUAGUGGCAAGUUAAUACCAAGCACAACAUCACACUAUAUAAUGCAUAAAGCAUCUCUUGAGUCUGUCUCUCUAAUGGAUUGACAGGAGCAUAAAGGACCUGCCACAAUAACUUUACGCAUUAAUGUAAACUCCCCAUACAGUAAAUAUGGAUCAUAAAUCGCAAAUAUUGAUUAAGGAACCAUUCAAAAUACAAGCAGACUGCUUCUCAAUCACAUCGAUCAGAUCUUUCUAUUGAAUUUCUGCUGGCUAGGUCAGUGUACGUUCUGAUGUGAUGAUAAUACAUAUGGUAAUUUGAUUAAUAUACUAACUUAUACUAUCCACUUCCUCCAGCCUUUUCACACUCCCUGUCUAUCGGUCGUCAUAUCUUAGUUUAGUUUUAAAUAUUAUAUUAGUACAGCUUUUCAAAGAGGCAGAAACAAUUCAAACAAAAGCCUUGUUGGAAUUUGAAGAGUUUAUGAUAAAACAAUGCAAAGAUAUUCUUAGAAUGGAAUGUUGAAAUGUGAAACCCCAUGUUGUGAAACGGAAGCUUCGCUUAAUUCUAUUGAUUCUAUUCCAUAAACAUUUGAAAAAUCUUCUUUUUUUUCCCCCCUGGGGGGUAUAAAUUCAGAACGUUUAGUUUAUUGUACUUUGAUUGUUUUUCAAUCACGUUUUUGCCUUUUUGUAAUUCAAAAUGUAAAAUGACCACCCCGUCUCCAGUUACUAAUACUUCCUGAGGAUGAAUCGUCAUUUAACAACACUGUUAAUCAACAAAACUGCAAUUUGUAAUGUGCAAUACUUCGUAGAAAGAUAAGUAUUUUAUAACUCUGUUUUUCAAAUAGGUGGUACUUUUAACUUUGUAGAGAGAAAUAAAAAUAUAAAAAACUUGCUUAAACAAUGCAAGAGACAAAAUUACGACAAUUUCAGGGGCCAAUGAAAACCUACCACAAAAUCUUAUGCCAUAAUAUCAACAAAGAAACAACGUUCAAUGCAGUAGUAUCGCUUUCUGUCAUAACACACAGAAUUUGAUUCAUUUUUAUCAAAAAUAUUACACGUUUUAAAAUAUCUGGAGUUGCAAUGAAAAGUUAUCCUGCCAUUUUAUAAUGACUAUCUCAAAUCUGAUUUGGUAGUCGGAAUUGGCCUGUGAGGUAUAGGUGACAUUCUGAAAUGAUGCUGCCGCCAAACAUAAGCCUGUCUUAUCUACCGUAGUGCUGUUUGUUUGUACAGAAGAUGUAUUAUGUCGCACAGAAACGAACCGCUAGUUGUUAGCUAGCUAGAUACCUGAAACAAACCGCUAGUUGUUAGCUAGCUAGAUACCUGAAACAAACCGCUAGUUGUUAGCUAGCUAGGUACCUGUAACAAACCGCUAGUUGUUAGCUAGCUAGAUACCUGAAACAAACCGCUAGUUGUUAGCUAGCUAGAUACCUGAAACAAACCGCUAGUUGUUAGCUAGCUAGGUACCUGUAACAAACCGCUAGUUGUUAGCUAGCUAGAUACCUGUAACAAACCGCUAGUUGUUAGCUAGCUUGGUACCUGUAAAAAAAAAAAAAUGCUAGUAGUUAGCGAGCUAGGUACCUUACAGGUGUUGUAUCAAAGAAGCUUACUGAAAAACCAAAUGAGAAUACAUUAUUACAGUGAAGAUAUUGACACCCAGUCCCAUCGCUGGAGAUUGGAGAAGUCUCUGCUUGUGUCCUAAAAUGGCACCCUAUUCCCUACAUAGUGAACUAAUUUUGACAUAGGUCUCUGGUCAAAAGUAGUGCGCUAUAUAGGGAAUAGGGUGCCAUUUGGAUCGCAUUCUCCAUUUCCAUUGAGAUUAGCUGUCUAUAAUCAGACAGGCUACUGAUCCCUACAGAUAGAAAACAAAAUGUUAAAGUUAUUUAACUCUCCUGCCUCGUACAUUACAUGUCAUUACAUACCAGCCCAUCCUUUUUUAAGAAUGUACAAGGGGAAAUGUUUUUAAUCCAUGAAGAAGAAACAUUUUUCAAAUACAAUUUGAAAGAUUUUAUUUUUUAUUUCUAUGGCGCUAAAUAACCUGUAAAACAAAAAUGUGUGUUUAAAACAGGGUUUUACUGAGAAAAACAUUAAACCUUUUUAUUUCUUAAUAAAAAAAAAAAACAUUUUUGGAAAAAAGCUUUUUGCUUUUCUCAUGUGUAGUGUCCUUUAGUGAGUCUAUAGGCCACAGAAUAAAGCAGGGAUCUUGCACUUUAGUCACUCGACAUUCACGACCCCAAUAAUAAUAACUGAUUGGAUUUACAGAGCGCUUUACAAAGUAAGGGGGAAGCUCACCUCAUCCACCACCAAUGUGUAGCCAUGGCAGCCAUUUUGAAAAAUAAAUCCCACCACACAACAGCUCUCAUGGUGGAGAGGUGAGGAAGACCCAUUGCUGGGAGUAUGGACCCAGUGCUCCCUCCCAACCCCCCCUAAAGCAGCUACAUCACAGGCUUAUCCAGGGCAGUUUAGCCUCUUGUCCCCUAUGACCCCACAACAAUGUUGGUUCCAAGGCAGACUAUUUAAAUUCUGCACAUAGGCUACUGUAUGACUUAAGACAUAUAGUUAGUAGUACACAUUCAGCAUUGUGAUGUAGUGUCACAAGAGGGUUGAUGCAUAUUUAAAAGGGCCUUUUGAAUCAAGGUAAAUCCCAUUGAAAUAUACCUAUCAUCAAAUUGACUGUAACCAUGAAAAUUAAGGAUGCCUGCAGAUUUGUUAGCGUUUAAAGUUUAAAAUUGACCUCGCACAUUUUAUAUAAAGACUCAUACAAUUUGGUAGGCCAUAACUGUCAUACUAGUGCAGAGGGUAUGGUCAAAUAGAAAAGGCAGAAGUGAUAACUAGUUAUUUUCCAACCAUGAAACAAAAUCAUGGUUACAAACUAAAUCUUAAUUUGGAUAAAUGUUACAUAUUUGUUACACGAUAGUGUAUCCGCUGAAAUACUCAAUGUUAUUUCAGACUGAGAAGAUGAAACCAAGAAAAAUACAUAUUCCCAUUACUUUAAUGCCACCUUAGUCCAUUAUCAUAAUUCAUAAACACAUCAGGUAUGCAAACCACACAUUACUUUUGAAAUUGAUCACUUAGAAAAUAAAGAUAAGCCUAAUGCUUUGUAUCUGUCUUGGAAUAAGCAUGGAGGCCUUGGAGAAAAUCCAUAGCCUAGUCUCAGAUCAUGUUUGUGCUGUCUUGUCAACCCCUAUGGUUCCGACUCACCAUUGGCGUUAACAAAAAACACAAACCGAUCUGGGACCAGGCUAGCGGAACCAUGCCUCAACAAUCAGAUUACAAUACAGCAGCACCACGUCUUCUGCCUUUGAUCCUGCCUAUGCUGUGGUGGACAGCCAAUGGACUUGAUGGUGGACAGCCAAUGGACUUGAUGGUGGACAGCCAAUGGACUUGAUGGUGGACAGCCAAUGGACUUGAUGGUGGACAGCCAACGGACUUGAUGGUGGACAGCCAACGGACUUGAUGGGUUGACCAUAGCUUCUAACAUCUUCUCUCUCCCACGUACCUUAUAAAGACCAAACUGAUUUAUGUGGAGAUAUAUGCCAUCUAUUGUACUGCUGUUCUUCAUAUCAUUGCUUUGUGUGGUUAUUGACUGGUUUUUACAUUUGUAGUGAUGGAAAAAAAAGCAUAUUUUUAGUAAGUGUCCUUCGCUUUGAUAUAGGUGACAUUCGUAAUUUGACAACUUUGUGAGGGAAAAAUAAAAAUAUGUUU